ACGUGUGUGCCUGCGCACUGACGUCAUCACACAAACAUGGAAGUCUGUGCUGUUCCUUCAAUGCCGCGAACAAUAUAACUGUGGCAGACUAGAGAGAUAGAUCAUUGCUAUGGCUGAGAAAUGCCCAAAGUCAAAACUAAAAAGAAAGAAAUUGUCUAUCGAGGAGCCCCUAACUGAUAUAUUUUUCAGGAACACGCUGAUAAAGAACAAGGAAAGUUCCAGUGCAUCGAUUGAAAGCAUGAGUUCAACGAGACCUGUGGUCCCUACAGAGACGUGGUGGUCCAGAGGGGACCUGGCUGCAGUUGAGAGUCUCUGGGCCCUGGCUCUGAGCUCUGCUCUUCCCUGUCUGGAUGCUCACCCCUGGGACCCAGUCCCUGACCUUCCAACAGCCUCCACACUGAGCUCUAAUGUAGACCAGCAGAUUGAAUGGAGAUGGUGUAGCCUCAGUGAGGACAUGACUCCCUUGCCCUCCUCUCCCUCUCCUCCUCUGAGUACUCCCACGGCCCCACACUGUUCCACCACAGACUCUCCUCUCAAUCCUUCUCUUGGACUGGAAAAGACUCUCCUCCCAGUCCCAGUACAGACUAGCCAGACAACAUCCACCAUCAAUGGCCCUCCUUCGAAGUCUGCUCCCUGUCUUGAGGGGCCCAGAGAGGGGACCAGUAGUAGUGGUGCUGGCUGCCCCAGACCACAAAGUCUGGGAGCCCAAGUGCCUUCUAGCUACGGAAGGGGAGGCCCGUGGAGUGGAGAGGGGAAUAGCAGAGUGUCAUCCAGAAAGGACACAAAACGAGGGGAAGGAGGGCAAAACACUGCAGCGGCCAGACCCCACCCUACAGCCAGGCGACCAGGAGGAGAGAAGGAGAGUCAUCCCUCUACUCCUCAGCCCUUCAUCAUCAGAGCAGGGAGCGGAGGAUCAUCAUUACCAGCAGAAGCAAGAAAGGGUGGAGGAGGAGUAGGAGAGGAGGGCGAGAAGAGGGGGAUGAAGAGGCUGCAGCUACCUGCAAACCAGGUGGACGCCACGUCCUCUACCUCUGACAGCUGCACUGCUGCUCCCAUGGAGGAGGAGGGGAAGGUGGAGAAAAGGGAGGAGGAGGUGUCUGGGAUGGGCAGAGCUGAUUGGGUUGCUGGCAAAGAAGGAGGAGGAAAGUCAAUGCAGAGCUGCCCCAUGUGCCUGGUGCCGUUCCCAGCUGGGUUCACGCAGAUGGACUGUGACAGCCACCUGGCCAAGUGUCUGUCGGAGAUGACCGUCGACAUGACCUGGUGAUAGUCCACAGAGUCUUCUUCUGACACCAAGGAUGGAUGGAGGUCGUGUUCACUAGGCACAAAACAGAAGAAAAAUGGACCGAAUUGGGGAGGUGCUAUCGGAACUUGUCGAAUUUAAAAUGCUUGUUUUUGCCAUCCGUCACAAAAAGUUUUGCAACAGUGUGCUCUAAUGAGGAGUUAUUUUCACUCCACCCUGUUGUUUGGCUAGUUGGACGUUUUGAUUCAAACUCCAGUGGUAUCUAUCCCCCUGUGAUGGACGGCGGGUGCAGACAACGGUAAAAUACAGUAUCUGAUUCUACUGAUCAUCUAGUCUUCAGUCGUGGGUUUAAUUUGUAGAAUCUUGUGUUACGGUUGGCUGGAGCAAAAACCCACACCUACCCUUUGUAAGAUUUACUGACUUACUGUCCCACCUCCGCCCCUUUUCCCACCAACCUAUCAUCAUGCACUACAAGGUUGGAAUCAUAGAGAUGGAUAGAGGGCACACCUGCCACUAAGCAUUAAUGAGGUGUACCACUUCCCAUCGCUAUGGUUUGAAACAAUCUCUGAUGUGUCCCAUAUUGCUUCAUUCAGAUACACAUUUUGUUCUCUCCUCCGCUCCUAACUGCAUAUGCUGCCAUAGAAGUAGAAUGAAUAGAACGGGCGUCCCCAUUCAAGUCAACAAAAGUAU
Messenger RNA from Salvelinus sp. IW2-2015, 1930 nucleotides. Its product is annotated as FA core complex associated protein 20. The record is from RefSeq and is a predicted model, not a curated record. Gene Ontology annotation, molecular function: ubiquitin binding. Lineage: Eukaryota; Metazoa; Chordata; Actinopteri; Salmoniformes; Salmonidae. Gene Ontology annotation, cellular component: Fanconi anaemia nuclear complex.